This is a messenger RNA of Nerophis lumbriciformis (worm pipefish), 885 nucleotides long. The record is from RefSeq and is a predicted model, not a curated record. Lineage: Eukaryota; Metazoa; Chordata; Actinopteri; Syngnathiformes; Syngnathidae.
AUGGCUGCCGGGAAGUUGCUGCUCUACGCCGGGCUCGCUCUGUCUCUCUGCGCCUUGGGCAUGCUGGCCGUGGCGAUGUGCUCCGACCACUGGUACGAGACCGACGCCAGGCGCUACAAGGAGCGUUGCCAGAGCUUCUCGAGCCGCCGCAAGGACCCGGGCUUCAUCUACAUCCCUAACAACAGUCUGCCGCUGCGGGCCGGCCGGAGCGUUGCGACCCGCUGGGGUGACAAGCUGCUCCUGGCCCGCAACCGGCGGCAGCUGUUCGCCAUGAGCGCCGCCGACGAAUGCAACAGGCAGUAUAACUCCACCAACAUGGGGCUGUGGAGGAAAUGUCACCGGCUGGGGUUCGACCAGGGGAUCGAAGAUCUCAUUCGAAAAGGUUCCAUUGCGAGAUGCUCCUACAUCAAGUACCACUACUCCUCGGGCACAAUACCCAAAAACCUCUCCUACAACAUUACCAAGACAAUAAGGCAGGAUGAGUGGCACUCCCUCCAUUUGCGGCGUAUGACGGCAGGGUUCAUGGGCAUGGCGGUGGCCAUCAUCUUGUUCGGCUGGAUCAUCGGCGUGCUCGGUUGCUGCUGGGACCGAGGACUCAUGCAGUAUGUGGCUGGUCUACUUUUCCUGAUGGGAGGCACCUUCUGCAUCAUCUCCCUGUGCACCUGCGUCGCCGGCAUCAACUUUGAGCUCUCGCGCUACCCGCGCUACCUGUACGGCCUGCCCGACGACAUCGGUCACGGUUACGGCUGGUCCAUGUUCUGCGCCUGGGGAGGUCUGGGCUUGACCCUCAUCGCCGGUUUCUUUUGCACGCUGGCGCCCUCCGUGCAGCCCAUACCGAGGUCCACCUGCCCCAAGUCCCGGCAGGAGAACGGCACCGUGUGCUAA